This is a messenger RNA of Drosophila bipectinata, 1685 nucleotides long. RefSeq names its product phosphopantothenoylcysteine synthetase (gene Ppcs). Gene Ontology annotation, molecular function: phosphopantothenate--cysteine ligase activity. The record is from RefSeq and is a predicted model, not a curated record. Gene Ontology annotation, cellular component: nucleus; cytoplasm. NCBI's taxonomy places the organism in Eukaryota, Metazoa, Arthropoda, Insecta, Diptera, Drosophilidae. Gene Ontology annotation, biological process: coenzyme A biosynthetic process.
CGCUCCCCAGCACGCCCCCCCUCAAAAGUGCAAAUCAAUCAAUUAAAAUAGUACGACAACGUGCUGCAGUGCGUGGUGGUAAUUAAUCCAAUCCAGUUUCUCUUUCGGUGCAAAAUUCGCGCUCGCAAUCUCCAUUGUUUAUUAAUUUUCAGUGCAUAGUUUCCGGCGGUAGUUUUCCGUUAUUUCCGUGCUUCCGUUUCGUGGCCAAUUAGUAGCGGAUAAAGUUUAAGUCAAGUCCAGCAAGACCAUUGAGACAAGGAUUUCCCGGCCCAAAUAUGACGCACUGGGAGGACUUCUACAACACGCACCUGCCGCCUGCGGACUUUGAGGAUAAUCGCUCGUUGCUCAAGGAGUUCUGUGAGCGCCACAACAAGCUCCAAAACCGCAUUGUCCUUGUCACGUCCGGCGGCACUACAGUUCCUUUGGAACACAACACCGUCCGGUUUGUGGACAACUUUAGUGCCGGAACUCGCGGCUCUGCGUCGGCGGAAUACUUUCUCGAUAAUGAUUACGCCGUGAUCUUCAUGCAUCGCCACAAGUCGCUGGAGCCCUUCACACGCCACUUCACCGGCCAGCAGUUCUUCGACAUGCUGGACAUUGCCGAUAACAGCCAGAGCUCGACGAUAGCCAUCAAGGCGGACUCGGUGGACGUGUUUGCUCCGGUGUUGGCCAAGUACAAGAUUGCCCGCGAGACGCAGAUGAUCCUGUACGUGAACUUCACCAGCGUGGUCGACUACAUGUGGCUGCUGCGCGCCGCCUGCGAGUGCCUGGCGGCUUUCGAGGAGCGAGCGGUGCUCUACCUGGCUGCUGCCGUAUCCGAUUUCUACAUACCCGAGGACAUGAUGCCCACCCACAAAAUGCAAUCGGGAGACGGGGCGCCAACGAUUUCGCUGCAGCUGGUGCCAAAAAUGCUGGCCCCCCUCGCCAGUUUGUGGGUGCCGCACGCCUUUGUGGUGUCCUUUAAGCUGGAAACGGACGAGAGCCUAUUGAUUGUGAAGGCACGUGACAGUCUCAACAAAUACAAGCACAAGCUGGUCAUUGCCAAUGUGCUGCAAACACGCAAGCAUCGCGUGGUGUUCGUCACGCCCACAGAUUCCUACGAGCUGCAUUUGACCCGCGAGCAGACGUUGCAGGGUCUCGAGAUUGAGGAGCCUAUAGUGGCCGAUGUGGUGCAAAAGCACGGCGAGUAUAUCAGCAACGCCCAACAGCGCCAAUGACCGUUGUCGAUGCGCCGCCGGCAUCCGCAACAGCCGCCGCAGCAACAUCUGGCGCAGCAACACCACUACCACCAUCAGCAACAACAACAGCCACACAGAGUGGAUGCCGGCGACGACGAGGAGGAUGAGGACGAUGGGGAUCAGGAUCCUUAUGGCGUGACCAGCUCACAUUAUUGUCGCGUGCUCAAUCCCGGCACGCCAAGUUUCGGCCGCAAAUAUUGAGCAGGUUGUAGUCCAUACGGCACUGUUUAUACACGGAGUUGGAGAAUGGUGGAAGGCAUUUUGGAUUUGCAUAUUCCUCAUUCCUGUUUCGGAAGUUGAGUUCCCGCCGCAAUUGGUGUAUCUAUUUAUGGUCACGCCUCGUGAUUGAUGUGGCCCCGCUUCGUUUAGUCUGUUAUUGUUAGUUUCGCAUUAGUUAAUGUAUUUCAUUAAUACGAUUGUCAUGAAAAAUGAUGUCACGUGUAUGUA